This is a messenger RNA of Otolemur garnettii (small-eared galago), 2690 nucleotides long. It is a transcript of the gene LINGO4, whose product is annotated as leucine rich repeat and Ig domain containing 4. NCBI's taxonomy places the organism in Eukaryota, Metazoa, Chordata, Mammalia, Primates, Galagidae. Gene Ontology annotation, molecular function: protein binding. Bases 75 to 1856 code for a protein of 593 amino acids. The transcript has 2 exons. The record is from RefSeq and is a predicted model, not a curated record.
CCUGCCACAACGCCCGGCUAUUUUGCAGUGUCAAACUUGAUGCCACCUUCCAGCUUCUCUGGACUGAAGGGAGAAUGGAGGCACCCGCAGCUCCGAAGCAGGCCUGGCCCCCAUGGUACACCCUCCUUUUCCUGUUCCUCCUGCUUGGAGGGAGCAGUGGCAGCUGCCCCACUGUGUGUGACUGUGCGUCCCAGCCCCGGGCAGUGCUCUGUGCCCACAGGCGACUAGAGGCUGUACCUGGGGGACUCCCACUGGACACAGAGCUCCUAGACCUGAGCAGAAACCGCCUGUGGGGCCUUCAGCGGGGGAUGCUGUCCCGCCUGGGCCUGCUCCGGGAACUGGACCUCAGCUACAACCAGCUGUCCGCCCUGGAGCCUGGGGCCUUCUAUGGCCUGCAGCACCUACUCACCCUGAGACUGCAGGGCAAUCGGCUCAGAAUCUUAGGGCCGGGGGUCUUCUCAGGCCUGUCUGCACUGACACUGCUGGACCUCCGCCUCAACCAGAUUGUCCUCUUCCUCGAUGGAGCUUUUGGGGAUCUAGGCAGCCUCCAGCAGCUGGAAGUUGGGGACAACCACCUGGUGUUUGUGACUCCAGGAGCCUUUGCAGGGCUGGCCAAGCUGAGCGCACUCACCCUGGAGCGCUGCAACCUCAGCACAGUGCCUGGCCUGGCCCUUACCCACCUCCCUGCCUUAGUGGCCCUUAGGCUGCGAGAACUGGACAUUGGGAGGCUGCCAGCUGGGGCACUACGGGGGCUGGGGCAACUGAAGGAGCUGGAGAUCCACCACUGGCCAACUCUAGAAGCCCUGGACCCUGGGAGCUUGGUCGGGCUCAACCUCAGCAGCCUGGCCAUUACCCGCUGCAACUUGAGCUCAGUGCCCUUCCAAGCACUACACCACCUCAGCUUCCUCAGGAUCCUGGACCUAUCUCAGAACCCCAUCUCUGCCAUUCCAGCCCAUAGGCUCAGCUCCCUGGUGCGGCUCCAGGAGCUACGGCUGUCUGGAGCAUGCCUCACCUCAAUUGCUGCCCAUGCCUUCCAUGGCCUGACCGCCUUCCACUUCCUGGAUGUGGCAGAUAAUGCCCUUCAGACACUGGAGGAAACAGCCUUCCCUUCUCCAAACAAGCUGGUCACCCUCAGGCUAUCUGGCAACCCUCUAACUUGUGACUGCCGCCUCCUCUGGCUGCUCCGGCUCCGCCACCACCUGGACUUUGGCGCGUCCCCCCCAGCCUGUGCGGGCCCCCAGCACGUCCAGGGGAGGCGCCUGAGCGAGUUUUCAGACAUCCUCCCUCCAGGGCACUUCACUUGCAAACCAGCCCUGGUCCGAAAGUCGGGGCCUCGAUGGGUCAUUGUGGGAGAAGGGGGGCGUGCAGUUUUCUCCUGCUCUGGAGAUGGAGACCCAGCCCCCACUGUCUCAUGGAUGAGGCCUCAAGGGGCUUGGCUGGGAAGGGCUGGGAGAGUAAGGGUCCUAGAGGAUGGAGCACUGGAGAUCCGCUCUGUGCAGCUGCGGGACAGAGGGGCCUAUGUCUGUGUAGUCAGCAAUGUAGCUGGGAAUGACUCCCUGAGGACCUGGCUGGAAGUAAUCCAAGUUGGACCACCAAACGGCACCCUCUCCAACCUCAACAUGACCAUGCCAGGGAUCCCAGGGCCCUUCUUUCUGGAUAGCAGAGGCCUGGCCAUGGUACUGGCAGUUGGUUUCCUCCCCUUCCUCACCUCUGUGACUCUCUGCUUUGGCCUGAUUGCCCUCUGGAGCAAAGGCAAGGGCCGGGUCAGACAUCACGUGACCUUUGACUUUGUGGCACCUCGGCCUUCUGGGGAUAAAAACUCUGGGGGUAAUCGGGUCACCGCCAAGCUUUUCUAACCUUUCCUUCCACACUAGUGCCCCAGCCAAGUCAGCUUCAGAUAAAAAUGGGGCAAACAGAGACAAGGCUACUUGGACUAUAACUAGUCCCAGGCAGCACAGAUCUCCCACACCUCCUGCCUACACAGUGCCAGCAACUAGGGAUCCCUCGUGCCAGAGAAUCUGCCUUCCUCUUCCAGUCUGUUGUCUCUUCUCUGAGGAUCCUAGGGAGCUGCAGAUGCAAACCCUCCUUUAGCCUUCCUUCACCCCUCCACGUUCCCCCCACACACCCCCACACACAUAGAGCAAGAAACACAACCAAGACUCCAGGCUGCUAGUCUUUCCUCACACACACAUCUUUUAAUAACCAAUAUCAUUUGCCAAGCAUAGUUAUAAGAUUAUUUUAGAGGUACGGCUGAGAAGUGCCAUCUGCCUCUGGGGUCUCUGUUCCUCAACCAGGCAGUCUGCCUUUUAUCUUUACUACCCAUCCCCACCCCCACACUUGCCCCUUGCUCAAGGAAUUAGAGCCAAGCAUUCUCAGGCAACAGCGAAGAUGGGGACAGAUCACACACUGGAACUGUGUCUGCAUGAGCCUCCACCACCUUCCCUUAUCUGUCAGACCAUUAAACCUGCUGCCAGAGGCCACACCAGUAGCAACCAAAACUAAGCUUGUUGUCUGGAGUUGUCUUUACUUCAGUCUAUUUCCUCCCCUCAUUUCUGUGUUUUUCCCCUUUCUGACUGCUCAUCCACAGACCAUGUAUCCCAGAGGCCUUGCCCAACACCCAGCCUGGCAUACAGGGUAGGGAGGCCUGGCAGUGCUUCGGGGGAAUAGCACUCCCAGCCCCAGUUUUGUCU